AUGGGUUCCGGGGUAGGAAGACUCGGAGAGAAAAGCCACGGCCAUGAGGGGGGAGUCUUCAGAGGAGAGAACGGUAAUAAAACUGACAACACUAUCGCAGCCGCUGGAGACAGCGUUGGUGAAAAUGGCCCGCGUCUGCUAGAUGGGCUGCCCGCAGUAUCGACGGCGAGAGGAAGCAAAAUAGCUGAGGACGAUGUGGACGCCGACGAUGAGGAAAGUGACUGUGAUGCAAACCAGGAUGAUAACAGUCGUACGCAAAGGAAGAAGUUGGCACUCAUCGUUAACAAUGGCGAUUGCGCCAUUGCCCCAGAAAGUAGCCAGCAAUUCAAUGCAGUCCCUUGCACUGACCACCUUCCACAAUCUACGCAUCCUGCUGGGGGUGAAGAGAUGAUGAGAGUGCAGCAAACCUCAAACUCCGUACCCAAUCCCGCAGAAGCAGUGGGUACAGAAACUAUCGGUGAUAGGGAGCGGACGCGUGACAGUGCUGACUGUCAACUCAGACUAAGUGCCUCACGCCGCAGGAUCACACACGGCAGGGACGAUAAAUCCAACAGCACAAAGACAGCGCCGUCCUCGGAGUUUAUCCUGGAAAUGGAUAAAACAGCGAACGGCUUAUCAGACUACCCGAGCGACGGACCUGCACGCUCUAGCACCCAAGUCUCCCUGAGAGAACGAGGGCUGAAAGACAUGACGUCGGUGCACAACCCGCAAGCUACACCCACAAGCAUCCUGCGAAAAAACAGCUGUGAGACGCGUGAGCUAUCCCACAACCUGCAGUCGAACGCAAGCGACACAAACACCAUCGACGGAUCAGAUAUCCCCUCGCGAAGCCCCCGAAUGGGGCCGUCUCUCCCCGUGUCAACGAACAUAAACGAUGCUGAUAUGCUUAGUAGUCACGAGGAGAUGGAAGAUGACCUACAGCGCAUCUCUGCGUUGAUCAGACGUAUGCACCAGCAGGGGAAUGACCCCCUACCGGGGGAAGCAGGGGGUGCCUCUGUGGGUUACUACCCGUAA
Messenger RNA from Trypanosoma brucei brucei TREU927, 1014 nucleotides. RefSeq lists its product as hypothetical. NCBI's taxonomy places the organism in Eukaryota, Euglenozoa, Kinetoplastea, Trypanosomatida, Trypanosomatidae. Bases 1 to 1014 code for a protein of 337 amino acids. The transcript has a single exon. The record is from RefSeq and is a predicted model, not a curated record.